AUGGCAGCGGAGGAGAGGCGCGUGGUUAAUUCGGCUGCUAAUGCCUACGGAGCCGUCGGACAGGCCACAGGGACAGGCCACAGGGACAGGUCACAGGGACAGGUCACAGGGACAGGCCACAGGGACAGGCCACAGGGACAGGUCACAGGGACAGGUCACAGGGACAGGCCACAGGGACAGGCCACAGGGACAGGCCACAGGGACAGGUCACAGGGACAGGUCACAGGGACAGGUCACAGGGACAGGCCACAGGGACAGGCCACAGGGACAGGCCACAGGGACAGGCCACAGGGACAGGCCACAGGGACAGGCCACAGGGACAGGCCACAGGGACAGGCCACAGGGACAGGUCACAGGGACAGGUCACAGGGACAGGUCACAGGGACAGGCCACAGGGACAGGUCACAGGGACAGGCCACAGGGACAGGUCACAGGGACAGGCCACAGGGACAGGCCACAGGGACAGGCACAGGGACAGGUCACAGGGACAGGCACAGGGACAGGCCACAGGGACAGGCCACAGGGACAGGCCACAGGGACAGGUCACAGGGACAGGCCACAGGGACAGGCCACAGGGACAGGUCACAGGGACAGGUCACAGGGACAGGCAGGGACACAGGGACAGGCCACAGGGACAGGCCACAGGGACAGGUCACAGGGACAGGUCACAGGGACAAGCCACAGGGACAGGCCACAGGGACAGGCCACAGGGACAGGUCACAGGGACAGGUCACAGGGACAGGCCACAGGGACAGGCCACAGGGACAGGCCACAGGGACAGGUCACAGGGACAGGUCACAGGGACAGGCCACAGGGACAGGCCACAGGGACAGGUCACAGGAACAGGCCACAGGGACAGGUCACAGGGACAGGUCACAGGGACAGGUCACAGGGACAGGCCACAGGGACAGGCCACAGGGACAGGACAAAUGUUAG
This is a messenger RNA of Knipowitschia caucasica, 936 nucleotides long. Lineage: Eukaryota; Metazoa; Chordata; Actinopteri; Gobiiformes; Gobiidae. The record is from the annotation of a GenBank genome assembly.